AGAGACAGACAGACAGAGAGUGAGACAGAGAGAGAGAGACAGAGAGAGAGAGACAGACAGACAGAGAGAGAGAGAGAGACAGACAGAGAGAGAGACAGAGAGAGAGAGACAGACAGACAGAGAGAGAGACAGAGAGAGAGAGACAGAGAGAGACAGACAGAGAGACAGACAGACAGACAGAGAGAGAGAGACAGAGAGAGAGACAGAGAGAGAGACAGAGAGAGAGAGACAGACAGACAGAGAGAGAGAGACAGACAGAGAGACAGAGAGAGAGACAGACAGACAGAGAGACAGACAGACAGACGGGUAAACUGAGUGUCAUCAUGUUCAGGUGUGGACGUUCUGUUUCAGGAUGAUCGUCUGGUUCUUGUCGGUUCUCCUCCUUGUGUCUUCGGUUCCAUCCAUUAUGACUGCAGAACCUGCUGGCUGCAAGAUCCGUUUCACUAACAAAGGCCUGGACAUGUUGAAAUCUGAAACUCUGAAGUUUGUUGAAGAGGAGCUGAGUAACAUCAGCAUGCCGGACAUGGAGGGCAAAGAAGGACGCUUCCAAUACACCAUCACUGAAGUGAAGAUCACGGAGCUGAAUCUGACUCAUGCCGACCUGCGCUUCAUCCCUAACGUCGGUUUGCUGUUCGAUGUUCAGAACUCGUCCAUCUCCCUGACGUUCAACCGACGGAUCCUCUACUGGUUCUUCUACGACACGGGGAACAUCAACGCGUCAGCUGAAGGUGUGAACAUCAACACAGCUCUAAACCUGAUCAGAGACGAUGAAGGACGACUGAAGAUCAACAACAUCAGCUGUGACGCCAGCAUCGCCAAGAUGAGGGCCAAGUUCAGCGGAACUCUGGGGAGAGUUUAUGACUUCCUGGGACGAGUUCUGACGACGGGAAUGCGCUUCCUGCUCAACCAACAGAUCUGCCCAGCUCUGAACCAUGCUGCUCUGGUCCAUGUGAACUCUCUGCUGGAGACGAUCCCUGUGAGGACGGAGGUGGAUCAGUAUAUCGGGAUCGAUUAUUCUCUGAUCGACGACCCGGUGGUGACGUCCAGGAGCCUGGACAUGAACUUCAGGGGGAUGUUCUUCGACCUGUCGCAGCAGAACGUCUCUCUGGUGAACUAUGCUGUGGAGCCGUUGAUCCAGGAGUACGACCGCAUGGUCUACCUGGCGCUGUCCGAGUUCUUCUUCGACAGCGGAAUGUUCUCCUACUACACCGCCGGGAUCUUCCAACUGGACAUCGUCAACGAGAAGAUGCCCAAAGAUCUGGAGAUGCUGCUGAGGACCACCUACUUUGGAGCCAUGAUGAUGCUGAACCCGGCUCUGGUGGACGCUCCCAUGUCUCUGCAGAUCGCCGUCAACUCACCUCCAAAGACCACCAUCAAGACAUCCGGGGCAACGGUCGCCAUGACGGCCAACGUCAAGGUGAUGGUGCUGCCUCCGGGGCAACCGCCGGUCCAGAUGAGCAGCAUGACGAUGGAGACGAAGUUCAAUGCCAAAGUGUCCAUGAGAGAAAAACGCCUGUGUCUCCACGCCGACCUGCGCAAAUUUAAAAUUUUCUCCAACCAGUCGGCUCUGGAGUCUCUGGCUCUGAUUCCCCUCCAGGCUCCUCUGAAGACGAUGCUCCAGAUGUCAGUGGUUCCUCUGCUCAACAGGCUUCAUCGUGAUCGGAGCCAAUCUUCACUUCAGCAAAGGCCUCAGGGAGAUGGUGUCAGCCAGCAUGGAGGGCAGCAGCAACAGCACCAGCAGCGUCUGAACGUCUGGAGAACGUCCUCAGAUAGAAACACUGUAAAUACACGAGAAACCAACAGCAGGGAACCUUCAGACAGAACCUCCAGAACAUCUGUAUCAACCAGUUCUGAGACUGUCUGUUCUAUUUAUGCAGCAGCUUAUUUACCUGUUUAGUAACGACACUGUGAAACCUGACCAGCACUGGAAACACACAGCGGCAUCCUGCGGUGUGUCUCCAUGACGACACUGUGCCAUAACUCAGGCUCCACCCCCUCUGAGGGGGCGUGACCGUCCAAUGACACGAUGACAUCAUCAGAACAGCGGCGGUGCGUUCACUGAACCCUGCAGUGGUUUCUGCUGCAGCGUUCACCGCCAGAUACCUCAACACUGCAGCAGGAAAAACGACAGCUGAACCUGAAAUAAACCUGAAAUAAACCUGAAAUAAAUUUGAACUAAACCUGAACUAAACCUGAAGUAAACCUAAAAUAAACCUGAACUAAACCUGAAGUAAACCUGUGUAAACCCAAUUAAACAAGUGUAAACCAGAGCUAAACUCUUGAUAGAACCAGUGAGAAUAUUAAAACUGUCACAAACAUCUCCUGGUCUUUAUCAGGAAACACUCAGUCCAUGUUGGCCUGUACUGUAACCAUGGCAACAUGAUGCACCUGUUUGAUGAUUCUGUUAAUAAAGUCUCUGUAUGACUCCA
This is a messenger RNA of Acanthochromis polyacanthus (spiny chromis), 2429 nucleotides long. It is a transcript of the gene pltp, whose product is annotated as phospholipid transfer protein. Gene Ontology annotation, biological process: ceramide transport; high-density lipoprotein particle remodeling; phospholipid transport. Gene Ontology annotation, molecular function: phosphatidylethanolamine transfer activity; ceramide binding; phosphatidylethanolamine binding. Bases 353 to 1897 code for a protein of 514 amino acids. NCBI's taxonomy places the organism in Eukaryota, Metazoa, Chordata, Actinopteri, Pomacentridae. The record is from RefSeq and is a predicted model, not a curated record. The transcript is spliced from 14 exons.